AAACACAACUGUUUUCAUGGCGUCAUGGCGUCGCUUGUCAGGCGUUGAUUUUUUUUGUCUGGUAUUCAUGUGCGUGAAUUAAAUGUUUAUUGUGCGUGAAUGUUGAAAAUUGUUUAUAGACAAUUGACUAUUAGUGUUUUUUAUGUGUAAAAAUUAAUUAAAAGAAAAGAAUGGCACAAAAAAAUCAACAAAACGUUGAAGAUGAUGAGGAAAUGGAGGUUGAUCAGGACGAGGAUGCUGGAUAUCCAUCCGAUGAGGAAGGUGGUCUUAGAAUUGAUGACGAAAUUUAUAUUCCACCGAGACCAACAGAAUUUGGCGAAGUCGACACAACUGGUCCACGUUUAAUGAUAACUCGCAUUAGUAAUGUGAAUUUUAAAAGUUAUGCGGGAGAACAAAUUGUUGGACCAUUUCACAAGUGUUUCUCAGCGAUUGUUGGUCCAAAUGGAAGUGGAAAAAGUAACGUGAUCGAUUCAAUGCUCUUUGUUUUUGGUUACAGAGCAAGUAAAAUUCGUUCGAAAAAAAUUUCUGUUCUCAUUCACAAUUCUAGUGAACAUCUUAAUGUUAAAAGUUGCACCGUUUCUAUUCAUUUUCAACAAAUUAUUGAUAAGGAAGGCGACGAUUAUGAAAUUGUUCCCAAUAGUCAAUUUGUAAUUUCACGAACCGCUUUUAAGGACAGUUCCUCAUAUUAUCAAUUAAAUGGUAAAAAAGUGGUUUUCAAAGAAAUUGCCAAACUUCUUCGUUCUCAUGGCGUUGAUUUGGAUCAUAAUCGAUUUUUAAUUCUACAGGGCGAAGUCGAACAAAUUGCCCUAAUGAAACCAAAAGGCCAAGGUGAAGGUGAUUCGGGCCUUCUUGAAUUUCUCGAAGAUAUUAUUGGCACAAAUCGCUAUAAAGAACCACUUGAAAAAUUAAAUGAAAAAGUCGAAAUAAUGACUGAUCGACGCACUGAAAAAUUACAUCGUCUACGCCUUGUUGAGAAAGAAAAAAAAGAUCUCGAAGAACCAAUGCAGGACGCUGUACAAUUUUUAAAAAUUGAAAAUUCCAUUAUAAAAUAUCAACAUCAACUUUAUCAUCGUAAACGUAUGUUGGCAAAACAAGAACUCGAUGAAGAGGAGAAAAUUCGUGAGAAUCAAGAGAAAGAAUACAAUGAAUUAAUGGAAGAAAUGAAAAAAAUACACAAUGAAAAAAAUGAAAAACAAAAGGAAUUCAAAGAAAAGGGUAAAAAAUGGGAAUUAUUGCAAAAUGAAAAAGAUGAAAAAACAGCGAAAUUCGAUGAAAUACGUAAAAAAGAUCAAGCAUUACAAGAGGAAUUAGUUGAGACAAAUAAUCGACGUAAAAAAAAUAAAGCAUCAGUUAAAACUGAAAUGUCAAAACUUGAAGAACUUGAAAGAAUUCCUGAGAAAAAUGCCAAAGAUAUUGAAGAAUAUGAGGAAUUAAUAAAAAAAAGUAGUGUCGAGAGAGAAAAAGAAGAUGAGGCAUUAAAAACAAUGAUGAGUAGUUUAAAGGAAAAAACUGAACCAUUAUUGAAGGAGCGUAAAAAACAAGAGACGGCGCUCAUUGAAUUUAGAAAAAAAGUUGAUGAGGCAAAAUCGGCAUUUGAUAUUGCUCAAUCUGAAUUACAACUCUAUACAUCUGAGGAGGAGAAGGAAAAGGGGAAAUUACAGCAAUUACAAGAGGCUUUAACUAGAACGAUCGAGACAUUGGAGGAGAGACGCAAACAAUUACAGGAAUUAGAGAAGAAAAUUCCGGGCACAGAAAAAAGUCUCGCGGAAGUUGAACGUAAAUUAGAUGAUAUAAAAACGCGCGAAGCCGAAGCAACACAACGAUUACGUGCAAAACGUGUACAAUUUGAUGAGCAAAAAUCAUCAAUGCAAGCAAGUCGAUCGCGAAAUCGUGUACUCGACGCUCUAAUGACAGAGAAACGUAAAGGACGUAUGCCCGGUAUAUUUGGUCGUUUAGGUGAUUUAGGAGCAAUUGAUGCGAAAUACGAUGUGGCAAUAUCCACAGCAUGUGGUCCACUUGAUAAUGUUGUCGUUGAUACAGUGAGUACCGCGGAAAUGUGUAUAAAAUUUCUACGCGAUAAUGAUCUUGGUCGUGCAACAUUUAUUCCCCUCGAGAAACAACAACGUUUUGCACAACAAUGUCGUCAACGUAUACAAACACCGGAAAAAGUACCGCGUCUCUUUGAUUUAAUUCAAGUUGAAGAUGAAAGAGUAUUGCCGGCAUUUUUUUAUUCAUUGCAAAAUACACUUGUUGCCGAUGAUCUUGAGCAAGCGACAAGAAUUGCUUACGGUUCACAACGUCAUCGGGUGGUUACGCUAAAGGGUGAAUUAAUUGAACUUGCGGGAACAAUGAGUGGUGGUGGUCGUUCUUGUUUACGCGGUCGUAUGGGUCAACGUGUCGUUAGAAAUGAACCCAGUGCAACGGACAUUGAAAAUCUUCAAAUUGAACUCGAUCAACUCUUUACCGAGGCGAAUCAACUUAAAAUGCAACAAAAUCCCCUUGAAAAUCAACAUCAUACUUUAACGAUUGCCCUUCGUGAAAUGAAAAUUGAUCGCGAUAAAUUUAAAAUCGAAGUACAAGCACUUAGCGAACAGGAACCACUUCUAAAGCAACAAUUAAAAACCCAAGAAGCAAAAGCUAAAGCAGCGGUACCUGAUCCCAAGAAGGUUAAGGAAUUAACAAAAAUUGUGACAGCAGCCGAAAAAACACUUGAAAAUGCUGAGGAAGAAUCAAAAUCAACUGAAGAUAAAGUGACAAAAAUAAAUAAUGAAAUCGAUGGUAUUGCCGGUAAUCGUGUUAAAUUACAACAGAAAAAAAUUGCCGAUCUUACUAAAACAAUUGACAAAGCAAAUGGUGAAAUUGUCCGUCUUAAUGUGGCAAUUAAAACAGCUGCACGUAAUACAACAAAAACACAACAAAGAAUUGAAAGUCUUGAAACAGAUGUCACAAAUUGUGAACAACGUAUAUUAGCCGCAAAAAAUGAAAAAGAAGAAUUUGAAAAAAUUGGCAAAGAAUUGCUUGAUGAUUUGAAAAAUUUAAAUGAUUCCCUACAAGAACGUGACGAAGCAACAGCUGAACUUAAAGAAAUAUUAAAUCGUCUUCAAACAAAUGAAAGUAAAUUAAAAUCAACAAAAAUUGAUUUUGAUCAAAAGAUUAAUGAAAUACGUAAGAAAAUUGAUGAUUUAGGUCAUAAAAUACCGGAAUUUACCAAAAGAAUACGUUCACUUAAAUUACAUGAUAUUCCCGAUUCACAACAAGAGGAAUUAAAAGAACUCACCGAUGAAGAAAUAGAAGAGCUUGAUGAAAAAACAAUAGCAUCAAAUUUACAACGUGCUAAAGAAAGAUUACCAGAAGAAAUUCCUAAUAUGCAAUAUAUCAAAGAUUAUCAGGAAAAAGAUAAAUUAUAUCUUUCGCGAGCUGCUGAAUUAGAUGAAAUAACAAAUCAAAGAAAUAAAUUACGUGAUAUUUAUGAAGAUGCAAAACGUCGAAGAAUGGAAGAAUUUCGCAAUGGUUUUAAAAUAAUAACAACAAAAUUAAAAGAAAUGUAUCAAAUGAUAACAUUAGGUGGUGACGCUGAACUUGAAUUAGUCGAUUCUUUAGAUCCAUUUAGUGAAGGUAUUGUUUUUAGUGUAAGACCACCAAAAAAAUCAUGGAAAAAUAUUAGUAAUUUAAGUGGUGGUGAAAAAACAUUAAGUUCAUUGGCAUUAAUUUUCGCACUUCAUCAUUAUAAACCAACGCCAUUUUAUUUUAUGGAUGAAAUUGAUGCGGCAUUAGAUUUUAAAAAUGUUUCAAUUGUUGGCAAUUAUAUUAAGGAACGUACAAAAAAUGCACAAUUUAUUGUCAUAUCAUUGAGAUUUAAUAUGUUUGAAUUAGCCAAUUAUUUAGUCGGUAUUUAUAAAACUUAUAAUUGUACAAAAUGUGCAACAUUGGAUGUUAAUAAGGCAUAUAAAACACAUUCAAUAACACCACCUGUACAAUUGAAUAAUAAUAAUAAUGCACAGGCGAAAAAUCGUUUUUUAACACAAACAUCACAAAAAAUGAGUCAACGUUCAAUUGAUCCUGAUUUAAGAGUGUCACAGGAUAUAAUACAACCAACGUGUUCGGAUGUUAUUGAUAUGCAAGAUGAAACAUCAGAUAAAGCAAAAAUAGAUGACGAUCCUCGUAAUGAUUUGCCGGAAAUUGAUAUUUUUCAAACACCGCGAAGAAUUUCCGAGGGACGAGAUAGACGAUCACUUUUAAGAAAUGAAUUAUUAUCGGAAGAUGAAAAUCAAGAAAAAUCCUCUGUCAAUGAAACCAGUGAUAAUGUGGAACCACAACCGAAAAAAAGAAGAUUACAACGUAAAAGAUCACGUUAACAUUAAAUUCAAUUCUAAAUAUAUAUAUUUAUAGUUGAUUGUAAAGAACAAAAAAAAUUAUUUUUAUGUUUAAUUUGAAUUUUUCUCUUCUAUUUUGUUGAUAGUUACGUAUUUCCUAAAAAAAAAGAAAAAUAAGUAUUUAAAAAAAAAAAAUAACGUCCAAUGGACAAUAUUUUUUUACAAUAUGAAAGUAUAUAUAUAUAUAUAUAUAUAUAUAUAUAUAUAUAUAUAUAUAUAUAUAUAUAUAUAUAUAUAUAUAUUAGAAAUACUAAUGUACAAAAAAAAGAAUCAGUUAAAUGAUAUAAAAAAAAAAAAUUUAAUAUAACUUAUUUUCUAUGAUAAAAAAAAAAUGAAAAUAAGUCUUUUUUCCAAAUAACUAUGUCCAGUGGGCAAUAUUUUUUUAUACGACGAAAGGAUAAUAGUUAUAUAUAUAUAUAUUUAGUGAAUAGUAAUGUAAAAAAAAGAAUUAAAAAUUAUGAAAACUAA
Molecule: messenger RNA, 4841 nt
Organism: Leptopilina boulardi
Lineage: Eukaryota; Metazoa; Arthropoda; Insecta; Hymenoptera; Figitidae
Gene: glu
Product: structural maintenance of chromosomes protein 4
Exons: 7
Coding region: 171-4355 (1394 amino acids)
Biological process (GO): mitotic chromosome condensation
Cellular component (GO): chromosome
Molecular function (GO): ATP hydrolysis activity; protein binding; ATP binding
Source: RefSeq, a predicted model, not a curated record